AUGAAAGUAAGAAAUAGUGAAUUUCUUAAUUGUUUAGGUUUUCUCCUUCUUUUUAUAAUUUCAACUUAUUGUUCUUUAAUUCCAAAUGAUUGGGUUAAUACCGAUGAUCCUAAAGACUUUGGCUUAUUAGAAGGAAUUACAUAUAACAUUGUACAUUUUGUAUCAGAAAAGAAUUUAGUUAGUGUUGGUGAUCAUGUUCAAGUUGGUGUAUCUGAUGAUAAUAAUUCAUAUCAACAUUGGUCAUUACGAAAGGUUGAAGGUAAAAAUAAUCAUGUUUAUAAUAUCAUAAAUAUAGGAUCAGGUACAAAUUUAGAUAAUAACGGUAAAGGAGUAUAUGUUAGUAGUCUUGAUCAUGAUUCUAAUACUAAUCCUUAUCAACAUUGGAUAUUUAUGAAAAUCAAAAAUAAUACAUAUAAUAUUGCUAAUGUAAGAAAUGAAUCUCGAAGUUUAGAUGGUAGUAUAGAUAGUAAUGGAAAAUUAGUUUAUAUUAGCAUUUCUAAUAAAAAUAAUUCUUAUCAACAGUGGUUAUUUAAACCCACCAAUUAUAAAUUAAUUACAAAAGUAGUAGAUUUUAAUUUAGAUGUUAACUAUGGUCAAAUGUUGACUAGUAACGCUACCCUUUUAAGAGGUAAUAAUAGAAUUGAGAAUCCAACAAAUGCUAUUAUAGAACAAAUAAUUGAUAGAACAGAAGAAAAAUCAAAUGUCUUUACUUUGCAAAUCAGAAAAGCUGAUUCAUUUGAAGUUGGCAAACAUGUAGAUAUGACUUUUGAAAUUGGUAUAAAUAUUUUCAACUUAAUAAAUGUGAAAGUAGGAAAUAAUAUAGGUAUUGAAGGAAAAUUUAGUUCAACGGAAGGGGAAACAAACAGUGAAACUGUAUUAGAUACAGUUUCAUAUCAUAUUCAACAAAAAGUUAUCGUCCCAUUUCACACUUCAGUAAUAGUAACUACAAUUGUAGAUAAGGUUAAUAUUUUGACACCUUUUACAGCAAGAAUUCGAAUUACUGGUAAAGCAGAUAGAUUGAGUAAAAGUGGAACAGUUGUUAAAAAGGCGAAUAUUGAUAAUAAUGCAAUAUUAUAUUAUCUUCAAAGAAAAAAUGCUAAAGAUUUAUUUUUGGAUAAAGAUUUUUAUUAUAUUAAAACGAAUGGUACUUUGGGAAUAGAUGGUUAUGGAUUUGGUUCAGUAAUUAAAACCAAAUCUAUUUCAGGGUCCACUCGAAAAAAACCAAUUAUACUUUAUCAAAUUUUAUUUAUUAUACUACAAUUUAUUUAUGUAGUCAGUACUUAUUGA
Rhizophagus irregularis DAOM 181602=DAOM 197198 is the source of this 1287-nucleotide messenger RNA. RefSeq lists its product as uncharacterized. The record is from RefSeq and is a predicted model, not a curated record. NCBI's taxonomy places the organism in Eukaryota, Fungi, Glomeromycota, Glomeromycetes, Glomerales, Glomeraceae.